Paraglomus brasilianum is the source of this 1947-nucleotide messenger RNA. Lineage: Eukaryota; Fungi; Glomeromycota; Glomeromycetes; Paraglomerales; Paraglomeraceae. The record is from the annotation of a GenBank genome assembly.
AUGACAGAGGCUGAUCUCCCCACCAAGAAACUCCGCCUGGAUUCAGGCGAAAGUGUAAAUACAUCAGUUGUCAUGGAAAGUACCAGCGAAAGCAGAGAGAAACGGAUGUGGACAAUAGAGGAGGAUGUAGGAAUUACGGAAUACGUAAGUCAAUCGUUGCCAGGAUUUUCUGCCGUGAUCAAACAAAGAUAUGCAGAUUUCAUUGUCCAUGAAAUAGAUCAACAAGGUGGUGUAGUUUAUCUUACCGAUUGUACUAGUAUACCGAAGAGAGACGAUCAAUCAACACUAGAUAAUACAAGCUCAAGCCCUGCUGAAUCUUCUAUUCCCGAAGAUGCUAUUUACGAACAAUUAAAAGCUCUGACUGAUGAAGAGACGGCCGUAAGUAUCAAAGAGCUGAUCUCCAGUCAGGGUGAAAAAACCAAUGUUGUUACCAAGUCUAUUGAUGAUAAGAACAAACGCACUUCUAUCCAUAUGUUUAUAAGAGAACACUUUGGCAAAAAAUUGUACAGCGAGACAUUAGAUGGAGCCAUUAAAAUAGGCAAACACACACCAAAAUCCAGAAAAGACAGAAGGAAUAGAUUUCAUAGUGGACAAAAGCCAAGUCAAUGGUUCUGUCAAUUUGUACUUUAUAAACAAUGCCAUGAUACGAUGGAGGCCAUAAAUACCAUUUGCCGAAUUAUGAAGUUGCGUAUUUAUUGUUCAAUAUAUGAACGUUUCCCAUCCAAUGGCGAUGAUUUCACUAAUCAGUUGUCCUUAUACAGAGCAAAUUCUAAACUCAUGUCAUAUGCUGGAACAAAGGAUCUCAGAGCGGUCACUACUCAAAGAGUGAGAGGUUCGAAAAUCACGGCCGAAAGAUUAGCUGGACUUAACAAACGGUUUAAAGUAAUAACAUUAGGGAACUUUGAAUACGUCGAUUCCCCGUUAAAACUUGGUGAUUUGUGUGGUAACCGCUUUGAUAUUAUAUUAAGACACGUCCAAAUAAGUUCUGAAGAUUUGCUCUCCGAUAUACUUGCAUCAUUAAAAAGUCAUGGAUUUAUAAAUUACUUUGGCUGUGCGUUAUUACAAAACAACUGGAAAGCCGCCGUCGAACUCAUUAUGAAACCCCGUGAUGGAGAACACGAAGAUUUGCGAAAAGCUAGAGAGCAUUGGAUUGCAAACCAGGACGCAAACGAAGCCUAUACUCUGUUUCCCAAGCGUUGCGUUGCCGAAAGACAGAUAUUAAACAAGUUUGCCCAAACGGGUGAUCUUAGGGACUACGUUGGAGGCUUAAAUGCUAUACCACGCAAUCUUCGUCUCAUGUACGUUCAUGCUUACCAGUCUUACAUAUGGAAUUGCAUAGCUUCCGAACGAAGGAGACUUUAUGGUUGUGACGCACCAGUUGUUGGAGAUCUUGUCCUAGUCGGUGAUGAAGUGGCUGGAGAUGUCAUUGAUACUGAUAGCAUCAUUAAUGAUGCAGGUACUGAGACGGAAGGAGGCUAUAAGGAACCAAACGUUGUCGUUGUAAAUGAACAAAACAUCUGCAAUUUUACGAUAGAUGAUGUGGUGCUCCCGUUACCAGGUCAUCUUAUCAUUUAUCCAGAGAAUGUAUUAGGUGAAAAGUAUGUCGAACUUAUGGGUAGAGACAAAUUGGACGCGAAUAAUAUGAUAAGGAGCGUGAGAGACUACUCGCUGCCAGGCUCAUACAGAAAAUUUCUAGGAAAACCACAAGAUCUAACAUGGACUACUUUCCGUUACGAUGAUCCCAGUAUAGCUCUAAUUCUAACAGACCUUGACAAACUCGAGGGCAAACUAGAGCCUACAUCAAUCCCGAACGGAAAAUACGUGGCUUUAAAGCUCAGUUUUAACUUAUUAACCAGCCAGUAUGCUACAAUGGCCCUGAGAGAGAUGCUUAAGAAAGAUACUAGCGCAAUGUCUCAACAUCAAUUACAAAUGGAGCAAACUGCUUAA